CAUAUAUACUAUAUAUGUGUCGCUUUUCUCUUGUAUAAAUAUAGUUCCAUGUUAGCUUAACUGAAUUUCAUCGAUGUGCAUGUAUAGUAUCAGAGAGUAGAGAGAAUAUAAUACAAUCAAAUAAUGGAAAAGUUAAAUUUUGUGAAGAAGAAUGGGGUAAGUAGAAUGCCUCCUGGAUUCAGAUUCCAGCCAACGGAUGAAGAGCUUGUGUUUCAGUAUUUGAAAUGUAAGGUCUUCUCAUUCCCCUUGCCCGCUUCCAUGAUUCCUGACAUCAAUCUCUCCAACUAUGAUCCUUGGGAUUUGCCAGGAAAUUGUGAUGAACAUCAAGAGAUGUAUUUCUUCAGCAGCAAGGAACCCAAGUAUAGAAAUGGAAGCCGCAUGAACCGAACAACCACCUCUGGCUAUUGGAAGGCAACAGGAUCCGACAAAAGAAUCAUUUCAUCUUCUAAUAAUAGUGACGAUAAUAGCAUUCUUGGCAUUAGAAAAACCCUAGUGUUUUACCAAGGGAAAUCUCCCAAUGGCACUAGAACUCACUGGGUCUUGCAUGAAUAUCGCCUGGUUAGUACUACUCUACAUGCUAAUAACAAUGCUUGCGAUAUAGGAGAUUGGGUUCUGUGUCGCUUAUCGGUGAAGAAAAGGAGUGUUGGGAGUGGUAGUAUCAUCAUAAGCAAGAAAGCACGUUCUUCACCAUCUUCAUCCUCAUCUUCUUCCACUUCAAGUAAUAACGUCAUGGAAGUAUCUUCUUCAUAUGCUUCUUAAUAUCAACAAUGCACUUCCUCCU
Arachis ipaensis is the source of this 781-nucleotide messenger RNA. Its product is annotated as NAC domain-containing protein 41. Gene Ontology annotation, molecular function: DNA binding. NCBI's taxonomy places the organism in Eukaryota, Viridiplantae, Streptophyta, Magnoliopsida, Fabales, Fabaceae. Gene Ontology annotation, biological process: regulation of DNA-templated transcription. The record is from RefSeq and is a predicted model, not a curated record.